AUGAAGCUCAUCACUUCGAUUGCUGCUGCCGUUGCGGCUUGCGGCGUCACCGUUUCCGCCAAUGUCGCCACGUCACCGACUUGGGGUUAUCAUAAUAGGGAUGCAAGUAUCAUUAGCACCUCCGAGUGGCACACCACCUGGGCGGCAUGCGGCGGCAACCGUCAGUCUCCCAUUGACAUCAACACGACUGCAUCUACCAGCAGUACGAAUAACGUUCCGCUUGUGUUCCAUGGAGACUGUCCAACGUUCAAUCUGGCACAUCCCCACGAACCGCUCGAGGUGAGCGUCGUUCCAGGAGGCAACUGUGGCGUGUCGCUGCGCGAUCAGGUCUACGACAUGAAGCAAUUUCACAUGCAUUCUGUUUCCGAGCACACCAUCAAUGGAAAGCACAUGGACGCCGAAAUUCACUUUGUGCACGUGGCCAGCGAAAGCAAGGCACUUCUGGUCGUGGCUGUCUUUCUCGAUAUUGGCCCGGUUUCGGACGAAUGGCUGGGUCCCGUUCUGGACGCUUUGGACCAGGUCAACUGUACUACUACAAAGCGCGAUGCCAUCAUCGUUAAUCUAAGCUCCUACUCUACGAUGAUAAGCAAGGCCGCGGCGAUUGGUGGUGUCUACAACUAUGCUGGCAGCCUUACGAUUCCUGGUUGUGAAGAGAACGCUGACUGGUGGGUGGUGGAGAGCCCGAUCAAGAUCUCCUCCAUUGACUUUGGCCGUCUUCACCAAGACUUAGUCGAGUACCCUAUUACGGACGACGGCAACAACGCUCGUCCGGUGCAGCCUCUGAAUGGCCGUGUUGUCACUCGCUACAUAAACUGA
Molecule: messenger RNA, 816 nt
Organism: Peronospora matthiolae
Lineage: Eukaryota; Oomycota; Peronosporomycetes; Peronosporales; Peronosporaceae
Source: the annotation of a GenBank genome assembly